Molecule: messenger RNA, 968 nt
Organism: Coturnix japonica (Japanese quail)
Lineage: Eukaryota; Metazoa; Chordata; Aves; Galliformes; Phasianidae
Gene: DNAAF19
Product: dynein axonemal assembly factor 19
Biological process (GO): epithelial cilium movement involved in extracellular fluid movement; inner dynein arm assembly; determination of left/right symmetry
Cellular component (GO): outer dynein arm
Source: RefSeq, a predicted model, not a curated record
GUCCUGAAGGCGGCCCUGUCUCCAUGACAACGGGAGUAGCGGGCGCGGCGGGCGGAGCUGGGCCCUGUCGCGAUAGGAAUUGAGGCUGCCGGGUCAGCGGGGCUCGUGGGCGGGGCCUGUCGCGAUAGGAAUGAGGCUUGUCGCGCUCCUGUCGUGACUGUCGCGACAGCCGAUGGACGCGGGCGGAGCUGUGGACAUGGCGGCGCUGCGGGAGGAGCUGCGGGCCGCGCUGGAGGCCGACGAGAGGCACGAGAGGGAGAAUAACGCCAAGCUCCGCGCCGUGAGGCAGCGCCUGGGGUCGUACCAGGAGUUCAGGGACAUCGUGCUGGCAUCACACCUGAGGCCUCUAGAGAAGAAGGACAAGAUGGGGAACAAGAGAAACGUGCUGUGGAACCCCUGUGCAGGCCACAUGAGGGGCCAGCAAGCCACCAAGGUGGAGAUACCACAGGUGAGGGAGAUAGCACAGGAGCUGGAGCAACUGCCCAGAACCUCUGCUGAAUUUUACAGAGAUUGGCGCAGAUGCUUACAAAGCGGAAAAGAAAAAUACCAGCUUUUGCUUAAACUGGAGGGGAAGGCCUUGAGCAGAAUCUUUCAGGCUGAGUUGGGUUUUGGUCUCCUGGGUGAGUUCCUUACCGUGCUGGCAGAGAACAUCUGCCAUGAAGACAGAGAUGCUGUCCUUCAGAUCUUACACAGCCUUUCUGGCACCAAACGCUUUGGGUUAAACCUGGAUCUUCUGAGCACGUCGGAGAAGGAGAGCACCAGGGAUCUGUUUAGGAAGCUGCAGAGCAUGAGUGGGGGUUAUUGGAGCCCUGGCCAUCCCUGUGGCAAAGCGGAAGGGGAAGCCCACCCCACCGACACCAGCUUGCAGAAGGAAGCUAAGGAAAGGAGAGUGAUGGAGCUGAUGAGCUGUUACCAGGUCAGCUGAGGGAGCAGCAGAGGUUCUGCCAAAUAAAGGUUAGCAACAGACA